Molecule: messenger RNA, 2323 nt
Organism: Heterobilharzia americana
Lineage: Eukaryota; Metazoa; Platyhelminthes; Trematoda; Strigeidida; Schistosomatidae
Source: the annotation of a GenBank genome assembly
AGAAUGUGCAACUUAUUCGGAACUGGCGGCUUCAUUGGUUUCUUUUUGUGAUUGCAAGGUUACAUGUGGUUUCCUGAGUAGUGAGUGAGUUGAUGAGGUUCACAUGUGAAAUAAACAACUUUCGUGCUAAUAUGUAAUGAUGAGGUCUUCUGAUGGUGGAUGUUCACCUCAGUUGCAGUGCUUAAACGAAAUCCAUGCUCCUCAAUCUAUUAAUACCUCUAUACAUGAAUCUCCUACUACCGUAAAAUGCAUUCUAAUCGGUGACAAACAGGUUGGAAAAACCAGUCUAGUUGUUAGCUACACUUCCAAUGAUUAUCCAGCGGAAUACAAGCCGUCUACUUUGGAUACAUAUUGUGUUGAAGUUUGUGCUGACACACGCCCCGUAAAUCUGCAUAUCUGCGAUGCGGGAGGAAAAGAAGAAGUCGCCUCUUUACGACAUCUAUCGUAUUUGGAUGCACAUGUUAUUUUGCUAUGCUUUUCUGUUGUUCGACCAGAUUCUUUUAGAUCUUUAAAAACUGUUUGGUUAAAAGAACUAGCAUCUGCGCCUAUCAUUCUUAACAGUGCUGCUGAACAAACUGCUUCAAAACUAUUCGGUAUAUCCACUUCAUCAUCAUUAUAUUCAAAAACAAAUCUUGCUCACUGUCCACCAACAAUGCUCAUCAAGUCGAAAUCUCCUAUAUGCCCUAAUCGUAGAUUAAAAAGUGUUGUUCCUGAAACUAAUUUAAUACCAGGUCCUACAUUUCUUCUUAUUGGUUGUGCAUGUGAUCUACGUAAUGAUAUUGGUCGUUUAUUAGAACUUUCUAAAAUAGGCGAAGAACCAGUGGAUAAAGAAAAGGCUGAAUGCUUAGCUGUUGAAUUAGGUGCUGAAGCUUAUGUUGAAUGUUCUGCAUUGACUCAAAAAAAUCUUAAAACUGUUUUUGAUCUAGCUAUUUGGUGUGGUCUGAAAGUAGCUGACUCUGGCGGUCCUAUACUAUUACCUGAACUGAAGUCAAACGAAUCACUACCAUACAAUGGAGAUUGUAUAGAAGCUUCUAUGCACAAUAAUAUUAUUACUAAUAAUCAUGCAGUUGUCACCAGUCAACCUCAUCAUACUGUGACAGAGAAUAACAACAAAUGUAAAACGUUUAGUAAAAAAGGUUGGCGUCGAUUAUUAUGUAUUAAUUCUUAAUUUUUAUGUAACUUCUUGAGACUUGUUUUUAACUUCCCACAAUUUCAUUGGGCUAUUCUUUUGUUAAUAUCACUCAAUAGAAAUGGAAAACCCAUUUAUGAGACUGUAAUUGCCUAACAUCAUAAUUCUUGUUCUAGUCACUUGUAUAUUUUGUAAUAGUAAUAAAUGUAUUUAUGUAAGUAAGCAUGAUUAUUAGUGUAUGAUUAUGCAUUCAAACAUGCUUUUAAAAGGACUUAAUUCUUUCUUUUUUGUGUAUUUUUGAGGAAGUGAUUUACUUUUCUCUAGUCCUUUUAAUGUUCUCCUCUCAAGUUUUGAUUGGCCGGUGACUAUGCAGUUAUUUUAACUUAAUGUCUACUACACCUCAUACUACCGGAAAAAUCGUUUACAUUUUAUAUUAUUCCAUAGGAAGUGGCUGUUGUAACUCAGUGGCCUAGAGUGGAUAACACUCUGGUGUUUGAGGCGAUGAGUCCCAAGUUUGCGUCUUACUGGGAACAACAUUACUCACUGGGAGGCACGUACAUCCAGCUGACAAGUCCUAAGUAGGACGAAAUGCGCCCCAUAGAUCCCACUACUAGCCACCAUUUAUCAUUAAUAUUACUUUUCUUUUUUUUUUUUUACUACAAUAAUAUUUCUGUAUGUAUAUGAUCACCCUAGUUCUUGUUUCGUUUAUCUAUAUUUUGUAAAAAAAUUUCCUGCUUUAUGACAUAAAAUGCAUGUAAUAAAUUGGAUUACAUUUUAAUACUCAUUGGAUUAUAUUUGAUAUUGUUUCCUUCUAUUUUUAUUCAUAUUGUAAAUCUAGUGCCACACGUGUAGACUACUCUAAUAUAUAUGACUUUUUACCUUAUUAUGAAUAUAUCCAAGAUAUCUCAAACAUGCAAGUAUUACUUUUACUCUGCAACCUUUAGUUGGUUAUAAGGGGAUCAGGUAAAGCGAAUUUCAUAAAUCUAGGUUAUAGGAUUCGGUGACAUUUGAAUAUGCCUGUUGACACUCCAUUGAUGCAUAUCCUUAUUAAUAACAGAACUUGCUCUCUAACUCUUUGUAACUCAGACCUAUUAUCAGUGAACUAAUUGAAUCCCUAUGAAUUUUCUUUGAAACUGUGAAUUAAAACUGCUACCCGUUGAUAAUCAGGGUAAUGCUUAUUAUUAUAAGAUUCGG